AUGGCAGAAUAUAAGUUGUCAUACGAGUCUCAACUGGAUGUCUAUCACCCCUCCUACCGCUACGAAGCCCAUGAUCCCCGCGACUGGAAAUCAGCAGCUCUCCGGGGCCCAGCCCUUCCGGCACUGGGAAAUGCGACUGCUGGUGCGAUCGGUGCCGCUAUAUCCAAUGUGGUCGUCUACCCCCUCAAUGUGAUUGUAGCACGUCUCCAGACUCAGAAACGAAAGGCCAAGAAUGAAGACGAGAAGUCGGAUGAGGAUGAAGAAUACACAAGCGUGCUUGAUGCCGCUCGCAAAAUAUACGCGCAGCAAGGCAUCUCUGGCUUUUACCCGGGCCUGGCACAGGACACUUGGAAGACAGUUGCAGACUCCUUCCUUUUCUUCCUCGCGUACAGCGCUAUCCGCCAGAAAAGGAUAGUCGCGCGCUUUGGUGCGGAUCGAGCGGCGAGGAGCAAGCAUAUUGUUCUUCCGAUACUUGACGAGCUCGCAGUUGGAAUACUGGCUGGAUCAUUUGCCAAGCUCUUUACCACGCCGCUGUCGAAUAUUGUGGCACGCAAGCAGACCUCAGCAUCACGAAAGGAUAAGAAUGCCAAAGAUCUAUCAACGAGCGACAUUGCAGCUCGUAUUCAUUCCGAAAAGGGUCUGCUUGGUUUCUGGUCCGGAUAUUCAGCCACUCUCAUCCUCACACUCAACCCAUCCAUAACUUUCUUCCUAAAUGAAUUUCUCAAACGCACCCUUCUCCCACGCUCAAAGCGUGACAGGCCUCCACCAGCCCUCACCUUCCUUCUUGCUGCCUUGAGCAAAGUCGCAGCAUCGUCAAUUACAUACCCAAUCUCUCUUGCCAAGACACGUGCGCAAGUCAUGAGCAAUUCCAAAUCUAACACCCCAGAAUCCGAGAAGACAGAGCCAGCCACACUUCUGUCCUCACUCACACCUGAUAUUCUCUCCUCAGUCCUUGCAAUCGCCCGCACAGAUGGCGCAUCAGGGCUUUAUGCAGGUCUGCAAGGUGAAGUCUUGAAGGGAUUCUUCUCUCAUGGCUUUACGAUGCUGGCCAAAGAUGCAGUCUAUGCCUCCAUUAUCAAGAGUUACUAUCUUCUCCUGAUGAUCGCACGACGCUACCCUUCGCCCGAGGAAUUGAUGGAGCGUGCUCGCGAGCAGGCCGAGGAGUAUUCCGAGGUGGUUCGUGAAGGUGCACGCGAUCUGGCUGAGCGAACCAAAGAGGGUGCCGAGGAGCUACUCAACACAAAUGCCGGGAAUGUUGCCGUUGACAUGACAUCAAACUCAGCCGGUGCCGCUGAUGCAGCUAAGAGUUUGAACCACGGCAUUGAUGCUUCCUCUGGCUUGAAGGUUCCAGUUACCUCGGUUCCAGAUGAGCUCAACGAGACAGCCGAGCUUGUUGGUGACUAUGUCGAAGAUGAAGCGGCGGAAUGGAAGAGCCUGUAUCAUUGGUUUUGGGAGAAGGAUCGAAGCCCGCAUCGGGACUAA
Molecule: messenger RNA, 1482 nt
Organism: Penicillium salamii
Lineage: Eukaryota; Fungi; Ascomycota; Eurotiomycetes; Eurotiales; Aspergillaceae
Source: the annotation of a GenBank genome assembly